Molecule: messenger RNA, 2955 nt
Organism: Sinocyclocheilus anshuiensis
Lineage: Eukaryota; Metazoa; Chordata; Actinopteri; Cypriniformes; Cyprinidae
Product: oocyte zinc finger protein XlCOF6-like
Exons: 3
Coding region: 130-2220 (696 amino acids)
Biological process (GO): regulation of DNA-templated transcription
Molecular function (GO): RNA polymerase II cis-regulatory region sequence-specific DNA binding; DNA-binding transcription factor activity, RNA polymerase II-specific
Source: RefSeq, a predicted model, not a curated record
AGGCAGCGUGUGAACGGGACUUUUAUUUUGAUCUGUCAGUGACAUCACAUGGCUGGACCGCUCUCCUCUGGCUCAACAAAGGAACAAGAAACUGCGAAUAUCUGAAAUCCAUGUGACACUAUUAUCAAGAUGGCAUUUAUUAAAGAGGAGAUUGAAGACGUGAGCAUUUCAGAAACAUUCAGAGUGAAAAAUGAAGAUGCAGAGGAUGACACAGACCUGGUGGUGAUGAAAGUGGAAAGUCAAGAACUGUAUGAAAUGGAAGAGGAAGAUCCAUACGAUAAACAUCACGGAGAAAAAAUUUGCUCGCAGACUGAAAAGGAGCCCUCUCAAAAAAAAUCUCGAAAGAAAAGUUUUAAAAACUGUUACAUCUGCCCUCAAUGUGGCAGGAAUUUCACUUAUGAGAAAAGCCUUAAAAAACAUGAGUUAAUGCACAAUGUACAGUGCCCUUUCACCUGCCAACAGUGUGGGAACAUUUUCACUACGAACGGAAGCCUUAAAAACCACAUGAGAAUUCACACCGGAGAGAAGCCUUUCACAUGUGAUCAGUGUGGAAAGAGUUACACACGAAGCAAGACCUUAAAGGAUCACAUGAGGAUUCACACUGGAGAAAGGCCUUUUAAGUGUGAUCAGUGUGGAAAGAGUUACAUACGAAGCAAGACCUUAAAGGAUCACAUGAGGAUUCACACUGGAGAAAGGCCUUUUAAGUGUGAUCAGUGUGGAAAGAGUUACAUACGAAGCAAGACCUUAAAGGAUCACAUGAGGAUUCACACUGGAGAAAGGCCUUUUAAGUGUGAUCAGUGUGGAAAGAGUUACAUACGAAGCAAGACCUUAAAGGAUCACAUGAGGAUUCACACUGGAGAAAGGCCUUUUAAGUGUGAUCAGUGUGGAAAGAGUUACAUACGAAGCAAGACCUUAAAGGAUCACAUGAGGAUUCACACUGGAGAAAGACCUUUCAAAUGCGAUCAGUGUGGAAAGAGUUUCAUACAUAAAGUAACCCUUAAUUUACACAAGAGAAUUCACUUAAGAGAGAGCCAUUUUAUUUGUCAUCAGUGUGGAAAAAGUUUCAAAGACAUAGAACGCCUUAACAGGCAUGUGAUAAUUCACUCUGGAGAGAAGCCCUUCAAGUGCCAGCAAUGUGGAAAGGGGUUCCAAAUCAAAAACAACGUAAAGGCACAUAUGAGAUGUCACAUCGAGGAAAAGCCUUUCAAGUGCCAUCAAUGUGGAAAGUGUCUAAAACACGAAACAUCCCUUAAUUACCACAUGAGACUUCACACUGGAGAAAGGCCUUUCACCUGCCUUCAGUGUGGAAAGAGUUUCAUUCUUGAAGGACAACUUAGUCGUCACAUAAGAUACAUUCACACCGAGGAGAAGCCUUUCGUGUGCCAUUACUGUGGAAGGAUUUGUGAAAGCAAAUCAAACCUUAAGAUUCACAUUCAAGUUCACACUGGAGAAAAGCCUUUCUCUUGCCCUCAGUGUGGAAAGAGUUUCAUACAUAAAGGUCUCCUUAAUUAUCACAUGAGACUUCACACUGGAGAAAAGCCCUUCAGCUGCCAUCAGUGUGGAAUGAGUUUCAGAUAUAAAGGACUUCUUAAUGGUCACGUGAGAAGUGUUCACACCAAUGAGAAGCCUUUUACGUGCCAUCACUGUGGAAGGAUUUGCGAAAGCAAAUCUAAACUUCAGAUUCACAUGCGAAUUCACACUGGAGAAAAGCCGUUCUCCUGUCCUUGUGGUAAAAGUUUCGCACUUAAAGGAAACCUUACGGCUCACAUGAGGCUUCACACUGGAGACCGGCCUUACAUGUGUGUUCAGUGUGAGAAAAGUUUCGCCUAUCUAAGACAGCUGAAAAGUCAUUUGCAAACUCAUUUUGGAGAGAAAUCCCAGUGUUCUGAAUGUGGCAAGAAGUUUGCAAAAACAAGCAAUUUCAAAAGUCAUCUGCGCAUUCACUCGAGACUAAGGCCGUUUAAUUGUGAUCAGUGUAAUAAAAAAUUUAUUUUGCCAUCACACUUAGAGAUACACCUGAAAAGUCAUGCAGACAAGAGACCCUAUUUGUGUUCUUUGUGUAAAAAGAGAUUUAAAUGGCUGUGCAAUUUAAGAUCGCACAAGAGAUUUCAUGUCCGUAAACCUAUUUCCAAAGCAACCUACUUGAAACGAAAGCAACAAAUACAUACUGAAGAAAAACCUGACACUGUAAAAAGUGGUGGUCACGUGAUGGCGCCUUAAUUGUGUUAGUUACUGCUCCUGAUCAGUUUUGGAGCUACAAAGUGUCAUGGCUGGACAUUUCUGAUACUGUUGUGGGGUUAUGUAUGGGCAAAACAUUAAUCCACUUAAUCCACCAUAGACCUUUUAUAUAAGCAUAAUCAAUCCUACAUUUAACUCGUAAAUGUAUUUCAGUAGCAUUUUGCAACCAAUAUCUUUUGAACUUUCUAGUGAGAUGGAUAUAUUAAAAUCUCACAUUUGACUUUAGUUUAGUCUGCAUCAGUUUAGCAACUAGUAAACCAGUUCUUCUUUAACAGUGGGUAGGGGGCUGUGUGGAGUAGUUUACCAGUUUAGUGAAAGUGUAAAUCCUUUCGUUUAAAUGUGCUCGUAUGAAUAGCCUGUAAACCAUUCUGUUGUGUUUGUUUUGUGUUUGUUGACUUGACAUGGCUUCAUUUUCCUCUCUCCAAUUCCUAACAUUUCAAGUCAACAUUCAAACACAUAUAACAUUUUAUGCUCAAGUGGAUUUAUAGCCUGUCAGUCAACAUUACAGUGCCACCCUCAGGCUGAAUUACACAAGGACACUAGACCUCUUCCAAAAGUGUGUCUGCAUGUGUUCAGUGAUUAACGUAAUAAAUAAUAACGCAAAUAAAUAAUCAUGCAAAUAAAUGUUUCCAUGAUUAAUGAGGAUAGGUCACCCAUUCAAUUGAUAAAUUAACGGCUAGUUAAAGAUGUAAAGGAAACUGAACUACUAUAGUAUUA